This is a messenger RNA of Leptosomus discolor (cuckoo roller), 227 nucleotides long. Lineage: Eukaryota; Metazoa; Chordata; Aves; Leptosomiformes; Leptosomidae. The record is from RefSeq and is a predicted model, not a curated record.
CCCGCCUGUGGAAGCUCUUGACCUUCGUUGUGGCUCUGCCCGGCGUUGGCGUUUGCAUGCUGAACAGCUACUUGAAGGCACAGCACGAGCACGAGCGACCCGAGUUUGUCCCUUACGCUCACCUCCGGAUCAGGACCAAGCGUUUCCCCUGGGGUGAUGGGAACAAAACUCUAUUCCACAACCCCCACGUUAACGCUCUCCCAACUGGUUAUGAAGAUGAAAACUAA